Molecule: messenger RNA, 987 nt
Organism: Amorphotheca resinae ATCC 22711
Lineage: Eukaryota; Fungi; Ascomycota; Leotiomycetes; Helotiales; Amorphothecaceae
Product: glycosyltransferase family 32 protein
Exons: 4
Coding region: 1-987 (328 amino acids)
Biological process (GO): mannosyl-inositol phosphorylceramide biosynthetic process
Molecular function (GO): mannosyltransferase activity
Source: RefSeq, a predicted model, not a curated record
AUGGCGUCCCAACCCUCCCUGCUCCGUCCGCGCAACAGGAUCCUGCUGGUUGUCGCCCUCCUCCUUGUCACCCUGACCUACUUCCGCUCCGUCCUGCGCAUCACCCUCCUCACGCUCGCCCUCCCCAUCACGUGGGCCACCUCGUCGUCCGAUUUCGUGAUCUCCGCCGAGCGCGACGGCUUCGACGUCACCUUUGCCAACUACUCCGUCCACCAGCAAUCCGCGCAGCCCGAAUACCCAGACCUCAUCCCACCCAUCCUGCACCAGAUUUCCUUGGGGCGGGGCCCCAAGGCCGAAUGGCUCGAGGCCAGGAAUAGCUGCUUGCAGCAUCACGUGGGGUGGGAGACGCACUUCUGGACGGAUGAGAAUGCGCACGCGCUGGUGGCCGAGAAGUUCCCGCAUCUGAAGGAGAUGUGGGAGGGGUACAGGUUCCCCAUCCAGAAAGUCGACGCCCUGCGGUAUAUGGUGUUGUAUGAGUAUGGCGGUGUCGUCUUGGAUAUGGAUCUGGAUUGUCGGAGGUCGAUGGGCCCCUUGCGCAGAUUCGGGUUCGUGUCACCGGCGGCGCACCCCGUCGGUUUCUCCAACGGCAUGAUGAUGGCGAGCAAGCAACAUCCGUUUGUGGGGGAGUUGGUGCGCAACCUUCCCCGGUUCAAUCUGAACUGGUUCGGCCUCCCCUACGCAACCGUCAUGUUCAGCACGGGAUGCCAUUACGCUUCCGUCAUCCACACUUUCCAGAAGAACCGAUCCGAACUACGGAUCCUCUCGGGUCCCAAAGAAUCACCGCUCAUGCACCGCCUAAACGGCGACGUUAUCACCCCCCUCUUCCACCACCUAGGCGCCUCCUCCUGGCACUCCUUUGACGCCGCGCUGAUAGUCUCCCUGGGCCGUCUCAACUCUGGGCCGGUAUCCUCCCCCCACACCUCCUCUGGCUCAGCUCGUCCGCUACCCGCCGCGCCCGCUCGCGCUCGCGCUCCCCUUCCCCCUUAG